Molecule: messenger RNA, 654 nt
Organism: Impatiens glandulifera
Lineage: Eukaryota; Viridiplantae; Streptophyta; Magnoliopsida; Ericales; Balsaminaceae
Product: ras-related protein Rab2BV-like
Exons: 2
Coding region: 1-654 (217 amino acids)
Cellular component (GO): endosome
Molecular function (GO): GTP binding; GTPase activity
Source: RefSeq, a predicted model, not a curated record
AUGGCUUAUAAAGUGGAUCACGAGUACAAUUACCUCUUCAAAAUCGUCCUCAUUGGCGAUUCAGGCGUCGGAAAAUCUAACAUGCUCUCGAGGUUUACUCGGAAUGAAUUCCUCCUCGAGUCAAAAUCCACCAUUGGUGUUGAAUUCGCCACCAGAACUCUUCAGAUAGAAGGGAAGACAGUGAAAGCCCAGAUAUGGGACACUGCUGGUCAAGAGCGAUAUAGAGCCAUAACAAGCGCGUAUUAUAGAGGAGCAGUAGGUGCCCUUUUAGUCUACGACAUUACAAAGAGGCAAACAUUCGAAAACGUUGGCAGAUGGCUUCGCGAACUAAGGGACCAUGCAGAUUCAAACAUUGUGAUUAUGAUGGUAGGAAACAAGACUGAUCUUAACCAUCUAAGGGGAGUUCCUGAUCAAGAUGCCCAAACGUUUGCAGAAAAUGAAGGGUUAUCAUUUUUGGAAACAUCAGCUCUUGAAGCACUUAAUAUUGAGAAGGCUUUUCAUACUGUUUUGUUUGAGAUUUAUCAGGUUAUUAGCAGAAAAGCCCUAGCUGCUCAGGAAGCAUCUCAAGGGUACCCUAGCCAAGGGACUGCUAUUAAUGUUGGGGAUUAUAAUAGUAACUCCAAUAAGACUAGGGGCACUUGUUGUAACAAUUGA